UUUAGCUCUUUUUCUGAAGCUCACCCGUCGAAGCCUCUGCAGGAAGGCAGUGCUUUCUCUCUUGCCAAUGCUUGUGAUGGGAGUGCGAGCGAGAGGCGGUGCUUGUCUUGAGGGACCAACAAAGGGGGCUGGGCCUCUUUUCCGGUGAUCAUCAUCCUCUCGGCGUGGUCAGCCAUCCAGAUUAAAUUUAAAUUUUACUUUUGGAUUUCUCGAUCACCAAGCUGCUGCCAGGAUUCAGCCCUGGCUACAAAUAUUUACAUUAAAACCCAUCCAUCCAUCUCUCUCCUCCUCUUGACCAUCCUCCCCUCCCCCUCCACCCCUCCAUCAACCGAAUAUAAACAAAUAAACAGUCAGUGAACUGGUCAUGUUGUCUUCGUCCAGCCUGGUGUCAUGGCUGUACGCUGCCUCUUUCCUCACCAACCAGCUUGCUGCUGGCCCGGUGGACUCCCCGUCUCCCCUAGCCUUCCAAGUCCAGCCUACCAAUCAACUCCCGCCAUCCUUGCAGGAGAACAACAAUCUCUGGUCUGACGAGUCUUUCACCUAUUCCGAGUCCCAUCAAGCAAACGAGCAACCUAAGGCUCCCAUGUCUUUGCCAGCAGACCUUCGAUCCAGCCGAAUGCCUUGUACAGCACUCUCUUAACCCUUCCCCCACUUCCUUCUUCGGUCUCCUACAAGGCCUCGUCAACUCACUCUCCCUCUUGGGUGCUCCUGCUCGUCGUGACAACCAUCACCACCAUCUCGGGAAACCGGUCGAUUGCACCAAGUACACCAUGGGAGAGGUCUUCGAGUGGAUUCUUAAACGUACUUCUAAGCCCGACGGGUCAUCUUUCAACAGCCCUCCAUCCUCCGAUGAGUGUGCCAGUGACUCUGUGCCUCCUCCCCUCCACCGACUCGCAUGGCUCGUCAACAUUUCCCACCCAGUCCAAGAGGCGCUCUACAAUCCUGACGCGGAUUUCACCCUCUUCGCCCCGGAUGAUGAUGCACUCACCCCUCCUUCGAAGAAGAGACAUCACUUGAAACAAGCUCAAGCGAUCAACAACCCCUUCGAUGCCCCAUCGGUGGAUGAAGCUUCCCAUGGAGAGUCUACUCAUCUCUUCUGGGACGCCCUCGAGGCAAUCGAAUCUAUGCGUGAUUGCCCACAUAUGGACCUGUGGUCUGAGGGUGAAGAUGACGAGAAGGAGAGGAAGAAAAAAUUCUUCCUCCAUGCUGUUGAGAUGGUGCUCAAGUACCAUCUUUCACCUGGCAGUAAGAAGAUUCACGAGAUUCUUGACAGCAGCACCCUUCCAACCGUACUGCCAAUCUUGCCUGAUUCGAACGCGACGCGAUUCCGAGUGAGAGUCGGUCCGGCUAUGCCCCACCUUAGCAAGCCUGGAGAAGUUGUCCUCAACUUUUUUACCAAGUUGAAUGUGAUCAAACAUCGACCGAUUUUGACAAAGAACGGCGUGAUUUACCUUGUCGAAAAGGUCCCUCUCCUCCCGCCACUCUCACCGCUUUCGGAGCUGUUCUUGUUUCCCAGACCGUUCUCUACCUUGACGAGUGCCCUCCAAAAAACUCACCUCGAUCACAGCUUAUUGCCCCGAUGGGAGAAUAAGACAAUCCCCUUGUCCAUCGAUUCUUCCGCUCAAUCAUUGGUCCCCAAUUCCGCUUUGGACGAGAGUCUUGAUGUCGUUGACGAAAGGGUCCAGAGCGUCUUGUCCAGCUUGACUGGUGGUCACGGUGGGAAGUUAAUUAAGCCAAGUUCACCGUCUUUGCGCCUACCAACCAUGCCUUCCGUACGCUUGGACCGGCAGCAAAUGCAUUCUUAUUUUCUCCCUUCGGCCAGCACAUCCUUCGCUAUGUCUUGUCCUACCACAUCGUACCCGAUGUCAUCUGGAACACUGAUCAUUGCGAGCGCACUAAGGCCGGGGUUCCUCCAAUGCCCUGUGACUUGGAUGCGCAAACCUAUGAAGCCGACCAGUUCCCUGGACGAAUCGAUCAUCACCCAUUCCCACCCCUUCCUGGCAAAGUCAAUGUUACCGAGUUGCACUUGGCAACUUUAUUAGGCUCACGUAAGAAUGAGACCUUGCCGGUGACUUUGGUGAAAUUUAGACACCUUGGAAAGGGCCCGAUCAUCCGACGCGUCUACAUUAAGUCCCACCAAGAAGGUUUCACCUUUGGACCGCCAGACAAACAUGCCAUUCCAGUCGUUAUUCCUGACGGUGUCGCCUGGGGCGGCGCGCUUCACAUGAUCCCUAAACUUAUCCAUCCUCCCGUUCCGGAAGGCCAUCACCAUAAGAGAAAGGAUGUCCAACGUGCCAUCGAGCUUUCCAUCCUUUCUCCUGCGUGAGAAAAACAAAAACACGUUUCUCUCUUUUUUCCGCUGAAUUCCUUCAUGUUGUAUUCAUCAAAAGAUCUUGUCAUACUGAGAUCCCUGUCCCUCCCCCCCCUCUUCACACCUUUUUUGUAUGGGUGUAUGUUUCGUUAACCAAAAUCACUCUUAUCUCGAGUAUAUAUAUAUAAACUCCAAUGAAGAAAAUGUCAAUUACAUGUAUGUACUAUGUCGAAAUCUUAGCAGUGAAUGUAGAUUGGUCACGCGCUUUAUAUGUUAAGAUAAGAUCAAUUGAAUCUCGCAGUUAUGGUGAUUGUCUUGCAAGUUUAUUUGCAAAGAGUCAAGCUACUUGAUCUUACUUGCAAA
This is a messenger RNA of Puccinia graminis f. sp. tritici CRL 75-36-700-3, 2674 nucleotides long. RefSeq lists its product as uncharacterized. Lineage: Eukaryota; Fungi; Basidiomycota; Pucciniomycetes; Pucciniales; Pucciniaceae. The record is from RefSeq and is a predicted model, not a curated record. The transcript has 6 exons. The coding region runs from base 771 to 2042 and encodes 423 amino acids.